Populus nigra (black poplar) is the source of this 3549-nucleotide messenger RNA. Its product is annotated as N-terminal acetyltransferase A complex auxiliary subunit NAA15-like. Gene Ontology annotation, biological process: N-terminal peptidyl-methionine acetylation. The transcript has 26 exons. Bases 279 to 2981 code for a protein of 900 amino acids. The record is from RefSeq and is a predicted model, not a curated record. Gene Ontology annotation, cellular component: cytoplasm. Gene Ontology annotation, molecular function: protein binding; protein-N-terminal amino-acid acetyltransferase activity. NCBI's taxonomy places the organism in Eukaryota, Viridiplantae, Streptophyta, Magnoliopsida, Malpighiales, Salicaceae.
AGUCUUUUCCGUUUUCUAUUUCUUUUUUUAAUCUUCUCUCUCACAGUAGGGUUGCCUUUGCCUCGCACUCGCAGCAGAUAAACGCCACCACCUCUCUACCUCUCUCCGUCUCCACUUCUCAGUUCUCAGUUCUCAGCUCUCUACACUCCAACAAUAGCUAUAGCAAGAAAAAACAUAAACAAAACGACACCAAACCCUAACCUCCCAAUCUCUCACUCUUGAUUCUAUCUUAUCUCUGUAAAACCCUAUCUCUCUCUCACUCAUAGACAAGAAAAAAAAUGGGAGCUUCUUUGCCUCCCAAAGAGGCUAACCUCUUCAAGCUCAUCGUCAAAUCAUAUGAAAGUAAACAGUACAAGAAGGGACUGAAGGCAGCAGAUACUAUCUUGAAGAAGUUUCCAGACCAUGGAGAAACUUUAUCCAUGAAGGGUUUGACAUUAAAUUGCAUGGAUCGUAAAUCUGAAGCAUACGAACUGGUCCGACUUGGCCUAAAGAAUGACCUUAAGAGUCAUGUUUGCUGGCAUGUUUAUGGCCUCCUUUAUCGAUCUGACCGAGAGUAUAGGGAGGCCAUCAAAUGCUAUCGAAAUGCAUUGAGAAUAGAUCCAGACAAUAUUGAAAUACUGAGGGACUUGUCACUCUUACAGGCUCAAAUGCGGGACCUUACAGGUUUUGUUGAGACUAGACAGAAACUUCUAUCCCUGAAACCAAAUCAUCGCAUGAACUGGAUUGGCUUUGCUGUUGCCCACCAUUUGAACUCAGAUGGUUCAAAAGCAGUUGAAAUUCUUGAAGCAUAUGAAGGGACACUUGAUGAUGAUUAUCCUCCAGAUAAUGAACGAUGGGAGCAUGGAGAAAUGCUUUUGUAUAAGAUCUCUUUAUUAGAGGAAUGUGGUUCUCUUGAGAGAGCUAUCGAGGAGUUGCGUAAGAAAGAGUCAAAAAUUGUUGAUAAAUUGACCUAUAAAGAACAAGAGGUUUCUCUAUUAGUGAAGCUUCAUCGUCAUGAAGAAGGUGCUGAAUUGUACAAGGCAUUGCUUUCUAUUAAUCCUGACAACUACAGAUAUUAUGAAGGUCUACAAAAAUGUGUUGGGCUGCAUGCGGAAAAUGGCCUUUCUCCUUCUGAUAUUGAUCAGUUGGAUGCCUUGUACAAAUCACUUGAGCAGCAGUACACUUGGUCAUCAGCUGUUAAGAGAAUACCACUUGAUUUUCUCCAAGGUGAAAAGUUUCAUGAAGCUGUAGAUAAUUACAUUAGACCCCUCCUGACCAAGGGAGUUCCUUCGUUAUUCUCAGAUCUUUCACCACUAUAUGACCACCCUGGAAAGGCAGAUAUACUGGAGAAACUUAUUCUCGAAGUGGAGCAUUCUCUUAGGAUAAGUGGGGGAUACCCUGGGAGGGCAGAAAAAGAGCCUCCUUCAACACUUAUGUGGACCUUGUUUUUCUUGGCUCAGCAUUACGACAGACGGGGACAGUAUGAUGUUGCUCUGAGUAAAAUUGACGAGGCUAUAGAACACACUCCAACUGUGAUUGAUUUAUAUUCUGUCAAGAGUCGCAUUUUGAAGCAUGCUGGUGAUUUGGCAGCUGCUGCCACUUUGGCAGAUGAAGCUAGAUGUAUGGAUCUUGCUGAUCGAUACAUAAACAGUGAAUGUGUCAAACGUAUGCUACAGGCUGAUCAGGUGGCUUCGGCUGAAAAAACUGCUGUUUUGUUUACAAAAGAUGGGGAUCAGCACAACAACCUUCAUGACAUGCAGUGCAUGUGGUAUGAACUUGCUUCUGGUGAGAGUUACUUCCGUCAAGGUGAUCUUGGACGGGCUUUAAAGAAAUUUUUAGCGGUGGAGAAGCACUAUGCAGAUAUUACUGAAGACCAAUUCGACUUCCAUUCCUAUUGUUUAAGGAAAAUGACUCUACGAGCCUACGUGGCAAUGCUUAAAUUUCAAGAUCGCUUGCAUUCACAUGCAUAUUUCCACAAAGCAGCGGCUGGAGCAAUCAGAUGUUACAUAAAAUUGUUUGAUUCUCCUUCGAAGUCAAUGGCUGAAGAAGAAGAAGAGAUGUCAAAGUUGCCGCCUUCUCAGAGAAAGAAGAUGAGGCAAAAACAGAAAAAGGCAGAAGCCCGAGCUAAGAAAGAAGCCGAGGUGAGAAAUGAAGAAUCAAGUGCUAGUAGUGUUUCUAAGUCGGGUAAGCGGCAUGUUAAACCUGUAGAUCCAGAUCCAAAUGGGGAAAAGUUGUUGCAGGUUGAAGAUCCAUUGUUGGAAGCUACAAAGUACUUGAAACUGCUUCAGAAACAUUCGCUCAACUCUUUGGAGACACACUUGCUUUCUUUUGAAGUGAAUAUGAGAAAGAAGAAAAUUCUGCUCGCUCUUCAGGCUGUAAAGCAAUUGCUCAGGUUGGAUGCUGAAAACCCUGAUUCCCAUCGCUGCUUGGUUAGAUUCUUCCAUAAAGUGGGUACAAUGACUGCUCCUGUGACUGAUACUGAGAAACUUGUUUGGAGUGUCUUGGAAGCAGAGCGUCCAUUCAUUAGUCAAUUGCAUGAGAAAAAUCUCACUGAAGCAAACAAGAUUUUCUUUGAAAAACAUAAAGGUUCUUUAAUGCAUAGAGCUGCAGUGGCGGAAAUGCUAUUUGUUUUGGAACCUAACAAGAAACAUGAGGCUAUCAAAUUAAUUGAAGAUUCAACCAACAACCCUGCACCAAUAAAUGGAGCACUUGGACCAGUUAAGGAAUGGAAACUCAAAGACUGCAUUGCAGUCCACAAGCUCCUAGGAGCAGUUCUUGAUGAUCCUGAUGCUGCAUUGAGGUGGAAAGUGCGUUGCGCUCAGUAUUUCCCUUGCUCGACAUACUUUGAAGGAGAGCGCAGCUCUGCCAUGUCCAACUCAGUGUACAGUCAGAUAGCCAAGAAACCUGCGAAUGGAGACUCGAGCCAUCCUGAAGGUGGUAAUAUUGCAGAUUUUGUUACAUCAAAUGGAAAGCUGGAGGCUUUCAAGGAUCUUACCGUCUGAACACAAGGCCAAAUGAAUGUGUCAGCUAACAUGCAACUGAAAUAUGUAUUAGCGGGUAGAUGACAUAACCAGGUGGCAGCAGAAACGUAUACUCUGGAGGAUUUUUAGGUUACUGCUCGUUGAGGAGCAUGCAUGUGAGGUUUUGUGCUAGUCAUGUCAAUCCUCCACUGUUCUUUGAGAUCACAUUUUUUUUGUCUUCUCCAGUUACUACCUUGCCUUAUUAUUCUGAGAUGCAUUUCUUUGCAAAUGUGUAUAACAUAUAUUGUGUUUUCUAGGGUUGAUUUCUUUUAAUUCUACGCACUACUAGGUGAGAUCUUAGACGAGGGUGGUGGUUCUGUGGGUUCGCACCUGCAUUUGAGGUUAUUUUUGUCUCUUAGGUCAGGGAGCACCGCCGAAGUUUUUUCAGAGGACUGGUUUUAAAUCUGGUCAGCAUAUAACAAUUUCCUGUAGAGCUGAUCUCAAGAGAAUGUUGUACUUAUUCUAUUAGCCGUUAUUUGAUGUAUAAACGCAACAUAUGAUGAAAAAUUUUGCUGCAAGAUUCAUUAAUAGUUCUUGAUAGUUUUUGCUA